AUGGGCAACUUCACGAGACGGAAUGAAGGAAACGAUAGCUAUAUCAUCAACCAACAGAUGACUGUUCCUGGAAGUUACAGCCAUACAGGCGGUCAUGAGUUCAACACGACAGGAUCUGGCUCAUAUCAUUUCCCCCAGCAUUCGUUUACCCCUUAUGGAUCUCAAUUUGCCCCCUCCUAUGGGCAACAAUCUGGCCUCUCUGCUGGCAUACAGCAUUUGCAGUAUCCGGAUCACACCAUUCCUUCAAUGCCCCCCUCUGAUGAUAUGAGGCUGCACAGUUCGUCUUCACAAUACAUGCCAGAGCCACGAUACCUGCCUACCAGAUACUUGCCCCUUCGGGAGGCUCUCAGUGAGACGGAGAUUGAGGAUCAAGGAUCUCAUAACGAGGGUACCAUGCUGUCAGAAGCUGUCGUUCCUCCAUUGGAUGGGUUCCCGGAUGUCAAAGAAUUUGACCAAUUGAUGCAGAGUUACGUCAAUGAAUUGUCGGUGAAGAAACAGGACAAGGCGUUAAUUCAUGCCAAAAGGGCGCGAAACAUCAAGAACGUGCUAAUGGAACCGAAAGAUACGGCGAUUGAAUCCGCUCAGUUUCGCUUCUGGGUUAAAAAGAUGUUCAAACUCCAAAGUGCCGGGAUCGGAACCGCCGAUUGUCGCAAGAUGAUCUGCCAUGAGGGGAAGCCCGUCGCCAUCCGCGAGAAACUUUUCAAAAUCCUGACGCAGGCGCACAAGCAAUGCCAACAUGGUGGACGGGAUAAGACCUCUGCUCAAGUCCGACGCAUCUACUCCUGGGUUCCAAAGGAACUGAUCUCUCGCUUCGUGAAGAUCUGUCCAACAUGUCAAGUGCGUCGUGGGGGAUCUCGUCUCACACCCCCCAGUUCUCGGCGAAGCUCCCCCCGCCUAGAUCGGGUGUCCCGAUCUCCGAAACUGCCUUCACCCCCGAUCUCAAGACGGGAAUCAACGUUUGGGCAAGUAUCCAUUGACCGGGCCCAGUCUGACUACUUUGGCCAGUUGCAUGGUCAUGGGUGGAUUGAGAAUCACCAAAGUUUACAGGGCCGGUCCACCUUGAGCCCUGGGAUCCGGCCAGCCCAUGGAUCUAUGGGCAGUCUCACCCACUCGAUGACAGGAUCAUUAGACCAUUUCGGUGAUAUUUCCGUACCGGGCUCGCAACUCAGCUACACCGCCGGAUAUGGUCCAUCCUAUGGUCCGCCUCCUCAGCGUGAGUACUGA
Messenger RNA from Penicillium pulvis, 1224 nucleotides. Its product is annotated as integrase zinc binding domain-containing protein. NCBI's taxonomy places the organism in Eukaryota, Fungi, Ascomycota, Eurotiomycetes, Eurotiales, Aspergillaceae. The coding region runs from base 1 to 1224 and encodes 407 amino acids. The record is from RefSeq and is a predicted model, not a curated record. The transcript has 5 exons.